Scaptodrosophila lebanonensis is the source of this 1164-nucleotide messenger RNA. RefSeq names its product homeobox protein aristaless (gene al). Gene Ontology annotation, molecular function: RNA polymerase II transcription regulatory region sequence-specific DNA binding; DNA-binding transcription factor activity, RNA polymerase II-specific. Lineage: Eukaryota; Metazoa; Arthropoda; Insecta; Diptera; Drosophilidae. Gene Ontology annotation, biological process: regulation of transcription by RNA polymerase II. The transcript is spliced from 4 exons. The record is from RefSeq and is a predicted model, not a curated record. Bases 1 to 1164 code for a protein of 387 amino acids.
AUGGGCAUAUCAGAGGAAGUCAAGCUGGAGGAACUACCGCAAGAAGCCAAAUUAGCACACCCGGAUGCUGCAGCCGAUCGUGCCGUGGCAGCGGCUGCUGCCGCCGCGUGUCUCGUCUCUGGUCCAAGUGGCGCCAGCGGCGGUACCAACAGUCCCAUCUCGGAUGUCAACAGCGAUUGUGAGGCGGACGAGUAUGCCCCAAAACGCAAACAGCGUCGCUAUAGAACCACGUUUACCAGCUUUCAGCUGGAAGAGCUGGAGAAGGCCUUCUCGCGCACCCAUUAUCCCGAUGUGUUUACGAGAGAAGAGCUGGCGAUGAAAAUUGGAUUAACCGAGGCGCGCAUUCAGGUCUGGUUCCAGAAUCGACGUGCCAAGUGGCGCAAGCAGGAGAAGGUUGGACCGCAGUCACAUCCCUACAAUCCAUAUCUGCCCAGUGGCGCCGCCACAAUGCAAACAGUCGUGGGCGCCGCCCUGCCGCCCAAUCCAUUCACGCACUUGGGCUUCCAACUGCGCAAGCCAUUCGAUGCGCCCGCAAAUCUGGCCGCAUUUCGUUAUCCGCAUUUGUCGGCAGCACCCAUGAUACCAUCUGGCUACUUCAAUCAGUUUCAGCGAGCGCCACCUCAUAUGCUGCCGCACGGCAUGGCCUCCAUGUACUCGCCUUCCAGCUCGUUUCAGUCGCUGCUCGCCAACAUGACGGCUGUGCCGCGUCCACCGCCGAUGCCAGUGGCUGCCAAACCGCCCAUGCUGGUUGGUUCCCCAGAUCUUCAUUCGCCUAAUCAUCUGAUAGCCUCACCGCCCACUUCGCCUGUUUCAGCCGCCUCACAGUCCGGACCUGCACCACCCGCACCACAGCUCUCGCCGCAGCAGCUAGUGGGCAUACCAUUGGCACAUUCGGCUCAUCAGCUCUCGGGUGGCGCUUCUGCCUCUCCGACCCACGCCGGUCUGCCUCAAACAGCACCCGUGGCUUUGACGCACUCGCCGCAACGUCAACUGAGCGGCGCACCACCACCACCACCAUCGCUGUCGGCCAUGCAACGCGCCGCCACACCACCCGAGGAUCGACGCACUUCGUCCAUAGCUGCGUUAAGGCUGAAGGCGCGUGAGCACGAACUGAAGCUGGAGCUGCUGCGUCAGAAUGGACACAGUGGCGAUGUGAUUAGCUAG